This is a messenger RNA of Oncorhynchus masou masou (cherry salmon), 1034 nucleotides long. Its product is annotated as regulator of G-protein signaling protein-like. The coding region runs from base 71 to 955 and encodes 294 amino acids. The transcript is spliced from 8 exons. NCBI's taxonomy places the organism in Eukaryota, Metazoa, Chordata, Actinopteri, Salmoniformes, Salmonidae. The record is from RefSeq and is a predicted model, not a curated record.
GUACAAUCACUGUAUAACCCUCUUGGGCAAUGGUAUCUAAAAUGUUCUGUCAUUCACUCACUCACUCCUUAUGCACCUCACCCUGAAGAAAAAUGUCUGGCUGGUGUUUUGCCGAUUCAUCAAGACAGUCUGUAAGUUUCAAACCGCCAUGAAGGAUCCUCGCACGAGGACUGAGUUUGAGCUGUACCUGAGAAUGAGCUACCGCCACUUCUCCGAAUCAUGUGACUCCCGUGCCCCUCCUAAAGACGAGGGGGAUACCUCCCACAUGAAGAGUCGGGUCAUUAACGGUAAAGUCAUCAUCAUUGACUUCCUCAUCAAUGACCUAUCUUUUUACCUGGAGAGUGAGAGGUUCAGGAACCUGGCAGAUUCAGGCACAGUGAUGGCAUCUGCAGGGAUGUAUGGAGAGAAUGACCAUGCUAUGCUACAGCAGAAGGCUGACAUGAUCAUUAAGAUUUUCCUCAAGUCAGAGAUCUCUCCCAAACUUAGGAUAAACAUAGCUGAGACCCAGAGGGAUGCCAUCCUGCAGCAGUGCUCCACUGGGAAAGUAGACAGAGGACUGUUCCACCAGGCUAUCGUAACCAUCUUCCCCAACCUUGUCUUCUGCUGGAAAAAGUUCUGUAAUCAGAAGUUGACAAAGAACCUGGAUGGAGUCCAGGCUACUAAGAAGCAGGAGGUCUCCUCCACCCCAGACUACAUGGGCCCGCUGCUCAUAGACAACGACUGGUACCGCAAGGUCAAAACCAUCAUGUCCAUAACAGAGGACCACACCACUCUGAGGUUUACAGUCCACCAUGGACUCAAACUGAUCCUGCCUCAAGCCAUACUGGAUCUGAAGCGGUCACACAAUAAUAUGCCACUGCCACACAAGGCCCCCAGUCCCCAGAGAUCUGUGCCAUCCUACAGCGGGCCACACGCUGACCACCCAGUGUUGGACGCACAUCACAAACCCCAGUGACACAGUUUCCACCCACCACCAGCAGAGAGCAGCAUAGGCCAAGACGGAUCCUCUUUCUGAUCAGCGAGGACGACUGGAG